Messenger RNA from Lethenteron reissneri (Far Eastern brook lamprey), 3890 nucleotides. RefSeq names its product heat shock protein nuclear import factor hikeshi (gene HIKESHI). Gene Ontology annotation, molecular function: nuclear import signal receptor activity; Hsp70 protein binding. NCBI's taxonomy places the organism in Eukaryota, Metazoa, Chordata, Hyperoartia, Petromyzontiformes, Petromyzontidae. Gene Ontology annotation, cellular component: nucleus; cytosol. The record is from RefSeq and is a predicted model, not a curated record. Gene Ontology annotation, biological process: protein import into nucleus.
UGGCACCGGGUCCGGCGUGCGUCGUUUUGUUCUCGAAACCUCUCCCCGCGUCGUCGUCUCCGUCUCCUCCUUCGCUUCUCCUCCUCCUCCUCCGUUAAUUCUUCGAGUAGCAGCAGUGACGACGACGACAACGACAGCAGCAGCGGCAUGUUCGGCUGCGUGGCCGCGGGCCGCCUGGUGCAGACGGAUGUGCAGCAAGUGGCGGAAGACAAGUUUGUGUUCCUGCUGCCGGACUGCGAUCAGAUCCACCACGUAGUGGUGUUCCUCACGGGCACGAUACCCUUCCCGGAGGGUAUGGGCGGCUCCGUGUACUUCUCCUAUCCCGACGGGGCCGGCGGCGCCUCGUGGCAGCUACUGGGCUUCCUUGCCAACGACAAGCCCAGCGCCAUCUUCAAGAUCGCACGUCAGACACUGAACAGUGCAUCGCAGCACCCGUUUGGGCUAAUGAACCACGCGCGAGGACCCUCAGUCUCUCAGAUCGGCAUCUCGGUGGAGCCGCUGAUUCAGCUGCUGCAGCAGACGCCUGUGACCAGUGCAGCUGUCUCCACGCUCGACUCUUUCACAGAGUUCACGCAGAAAAUGCUCGAGAGCUUCUUCAACUACACUUCAUCGUUUGCAGUGAGCCAGACACAGAUGGUGCCCAACGUGUCAGAAACCUUCAUCCCGUCCUCUGUCCUGAAGAAGUGGUACGAAAACUUCCAGAGGCGGCUACUGCAAAAUCCAAACUUCUGGAAAUCCUAAUAUGGACAAGUAUGAGGGCUUACUUUAAGGAAUUAGCUUGGCAUAUUUAAGUAAACAAAACAAAAACAUUGUUAAUGUCACCACCCCUACAAGCUGCUCACUGUUUCUCACGAUAUAUAGAACUGGUGUUAAUGCCACAUACUGCUCAACAGCAAAUUCACACACCUGUAACAAAGUCUGAACAUGUUUACGAAGAGCUUUGCUCACACUAACAUCCCUUUGCCAAAUAUAAUAAGUGAUCCCCACUAGCCCAGGCGAACUCUGACCUCUGCACGUGAUGCUUCAAAGCAAUGCAGCUCAGGUCCGGCGUUGGGUCUGCAGUCAACAUGCACCAAGUUAUUUGAGGAGCGAUGGCUGGGGGUGAUGUGGUUUUAAGUGAAAUCAAGGCUGCAUUGAUGUUUUCAAACUGUGUUCAUCUCCUGACAUGAGCCAUCAGUAUGUAAUGUGUGCUGUUUGCACUGGAAAUAAAUGGCCACUCCACUUAACAAGUUCACAAGUUCAGUCACUUCACAUACUGAUAUUUUUUAGGGUUGUACUGAUUUUGAUUGGCGUGAUGUCCAAUUUUUUGCUACAUGUGCUUGGAGCUUCGUCGGACGUGAUGCCAAACCAUGUGGUACAGCCCAAAAACAUUCCAGAGUGCUACAGCACAACCGUGAAAACCUGAGCAGGAGAAGAUAUAGUCUUCAGUUUAAAAGCACAUUUUUUUGCAAACCGUGUUUUAAUAUGAAGUGUUGGAGCAGAGGUUAGCGCAAUACACUGUGAACCUGGUGACCUUUGAUUCUUGUCCAUGGCUAGCAUCAGAGGAGGGUGAUAUCUGAACUGGUUUUGUGCGACUCCUUCACGAACCCACACUGACCAUUGUGGUUAAGUAUGGUCAACCAACACCAUGACCAUGAUGUGGGAAGUCCAUCCAGCAAGAGAUUGACAAAUGUCUAAUUAUUAUUAAAAGUAGAAUUCAAUCUGAAGCUUAUGUCGAUACCAUCAACCCAUUACAUUUCCAUAUAUAUUUUAAAGUAAUGUAUAGGCCAUUAAACAGUGUGUUGUGUAUUUAUCGAGAUUUGGAGCAGUUUUGUGAAUGAGUAGGGUUCAGUUGUCGAGGUGUACACAUACAGGUGCCUAUAUUUGUUUAACUCAAAAUAGUUUGGCUUGAAUUCUAUUAUUUGCACGCUAAUAAGUAAUGUUUGCAUAAGUAUGAAAUGUACAGCAAAUAUAUUUCAAAAUGCUUUUGUUAAGUCUUAUUGUGAACACUGAUGUUUAAUGACAUUUUUAUUAUUUGCAAUAUUCUAAACACAUGCACAUGGAUUUGCAUAUGUUCCAAAAGUAAUAAUUUUGUCAAAAAUUAUCAGGUCAAGAUAUGUUUUUUUAACUGGGAUGGGUUUGUUUAUUACUGGUGACAUUUGUAUGCAAUUGAAUGUCUUUUGUAUCAAAAGAACAAUGAUAUUUAUCUGAUAAAAAGGGCCGAAAUACAGUAAGUCCUCUAAUUACGUUAGGGAAAAACGUAAAUGGAAUCCUAUUUUACCAUUAAUGAUUUAAAUUUCGGAUACGUUCCGACGUGUAAUAUUUUUGGUUAGAACUUGCAGAAACAACAUUAAAUAAGCAUCAUGUCCAAAACAUAGAGUUUAAAUCUUCAUACCAGAGAUGGCGGUGGAGAGUGCAUUUAGAGAGGGUAAUGGACACAGGAUAGUUUCCAGUACAGUUGCGAUGUCAACACCGAGACGCUUGGUGUGACAGCGGUUGCGUAACAAUUUUCAAAACAAGUUUAUGAAUUCAUUUUCAAAUCUAAUUGCAUUCCCCAAUUCGUUGAGACGUUAAUUGCGAAACAACGUAAAUAGAGGACUUGCCGAAUAACGUUUCUGCAUGGGACUUCUGCUUGUUAAAAAAACAUGACUGACAUUAAGUGUGAAUUUAAGCUCCAAGAAAACAUAAUUGAAACAUUAAACUACCGCAGUGUUUGAAUCGCAUGGCUUGUCAGUAGUACUCAGUAUUUUAAAGUGGUUGGAUCUUACCUCCCAUGUUUUUUGACACUUGAUCAUGCAAAACAUACCCCUUCCCAUAUCCGAGCCAUGCCAAAUCGGGACCUCAGCAAUACCAGUGGUCUUCCUCCAUAAAGCUGCCACGUGGAGCCUUGACCGACCGGUGAUAUGCUGCUGUUUUCGCAAGACAUGUCUGGGCCAAGCCAGGCAAAGAUCUAGGCUUAAUGACGUUUUAAAUGCGUCUGACGUCAAGUCAAACCCACUAUGAGGACACGAUAACAUCACCGUGUCAUCGACACGUCUCUAAGUUACACACUGCAUGUUCCCUCGGCUGAUUAGUUGGGAUUCUCUGGCUAUCAAAACGUCCUUGCUGCCUUCACGACCCAUCAAGCGCCUGGCUCGGCACGGUCCAGUGUGGCUUGGGAUGCGUCAGUGGAAAAUGCGCAUUGGUGUACUUGGGCUGGUGGAUGGAGCGAGAACUCCCGUUCUUGUAUCCUUCCAUUCAUGUUUAUUUUGUUUAACCAGGUGAGAAGUCAAGAGACCCAGGGUCGUUUCCUUUGCGAGAGUAACCCGGGUCACCAAAGUGACAAGGCAAAACAAUCUUAUAAAGGAGGGCAAUAGCAAUUGUGACAAAAGCGUGUCGCAAGAAAUCAAAAAUACUGCGCACGUGAGGUUAUACGUUCCCUGUAGCAUAUCUGCUUCGACUGAUCAUAGUACAACUGGAAUUUCAGUUAAGAAACACGUAAAGGACAUUAAUGACACUCUAAUGAGCUUUUGUCUACAAAUGGGGUUUCUACAGCAGGUACUCUGCCUUCCACUUAUGGAAUUGGGUUAAUGCCCAUUGCAGAACCUUCUUGGGAGUCUUGCAACUAAGGCUUUCGCUGUAAAGGAAAACCUCAAAUAUAUUUAUGGCGAUUAUUGCACUCGUAUGUAAGCAUUCUCGAAUUUGUCAACUGGCAGCAGGCAAAACAAAGCGAGUUGUCGAAUAUCGUGAAAUUGUGAGUGUCGGAAAAUAUCACCUUGUGUGAACAAAUACAUCCAUGAGUUAGGAAGAAUUAUGUAAUGUUCAUUUUGCGUGUGUAUUAUUGUUAAGCACCACCACAGCCAUCCCGAGGCGAUGGCGAAUCCGGGCGUUCGCCCCGGGCCCCGCGUGGUGGUGGGGGGGGGGGCUCUGCG